This is a messenger RNA of Lottia gigantea (owl limpet), 876 nucleotides long. RefSeq lists its product as hypothetical. NCBI's taxonomy places the organism in Eukaryota, Metazoa, Mollusca, Gastropoda, Lottiidae. The transcript has 3 exons. The record is from RefSeq and is a predicted model, not a curated record. Gene Ontology annotation, molecular function: peptide binding; vasopressin receptor activity. Gene Ontology annotation, cellular component: membrane. Gene Ontology annotation, biological process: G protein-coupled receptor signaling pathway. The coding region runs from base 1 to 876 and encodes 291 amino acids.
AUGGCCGAGAACCAGACUGAUAUCAGAUGUAAUGAUAGUUUACUAAAUGUGACGCCAUGUAAUACAUUCCCGUCCCUGCCUCGGGAAUUAACUUUUAACGAUGACAGUCUAGUGUCAGUGAUAACGUGCUCCUGUUUAUUUAUCAUCGCAGCGUGUGGGAAUUUAACUGUUUUCAUCACACUAUUUCGCAACAGGAACAUAAAAUCUCGGGUGAACCUCUUCAUAAUGCACCUGUCGAUUGCGGAUUUAAUUGUAACGUUUGUGAUGCUACCUCUUGAAGCAGCCUGGCACCUUACAGUAGCCUGGAAGGGAGGGGACAUGGCCUGUAGAGCUAUGAUGUUUUUCCGUGCCUUUGGAUUCUAUUUAUCGUCAUUCAUUUUAGUGACUAUCAGUCUUGACAGAUAUUUCGCCAUCAUGCAUCCGCUAAGUUUAAACGAUGCUGAUAGACGUGGACGGAUUAUGUUAUCAUUAGCUUGGAUAUGUAGUAUAGUUGCCAGCAUUCCUCAGAGUGUGAUAUUUCAUGUGGAGCGUCAUCCCGUGUAUGAAUGGUUUACACAAUGUGUUACGUUUAACUUUUUCCCGUCACCGAGCCACGAACUUGCCUAUAAUUUAUUUAAUGUAAUAGCUGUAUAUGGACUGCCUUUAGUGAUCAUUACUGGAACUUAUUCCUUGAUAUUAUGUGAAAUUUCAAAAAAAUCGAGACAAAGUCAAAUGCAGUUAGAGAGCUCGUCUAUUCGACAGAAAGGUGAAUUAAGAAGAUCUGCUAUGGGUAUUAUAGAAAGAGCUAGAAUCAGAACGUUGAAGAUGACUCUUGUGAUAGGUAAGAUACAUAUUGUUUUCUUUCUAUUAUUUCUUUCGGGAUCCCUGGUGGAUUGA